AUGAACAAUUUCUGGCCCAAGAAGCCUUUCUCUAUCGCCAUCAUUGGCGGAGGCCUUGCCGGCCUCAGUUUAGCCCGGGGUCUCCUCCGUCGUGGCAUCAGCUGUCAAGUCUUUGAAGCUGCACCCGCGUUUGCUGACAUUGGAGCCGGUCUCAGCUUUGCCCUGAAUUCUUUGGAGGCACUGAAAGCGGUCGACCCCGACUCCUACGAGUGUUUCCUCAAGCGGUGCAACGAAAUGUCGGAGAAGGAGGACGUAUACAUGACCUACCGAGACGGGAAUGCAGUAGACAACCACCCAGUCACAACUCUAUAUUGCAAAGGCUCUGGGCAGCAGGCCGUGCACCGCACACUUCUAGUCAAGGACAUGGUGUCCUUGAUGCCUGAGGGCACCUGGCACAUGGACAAGAGGCUGACAUCCAUUGAGGAGAACCCGUCCGGCGGAGUUACCCUGGGCUUCGAGGACGGAACAAAGUCUGACGCUGAUGCCGUUAUUGGGGCGGACGGAAUCAAAUCUCGAACUCGGCAAAUCCUCUUGGGAGAAGACAAUCCCGAUGCCAAGCCCAAGUAUUCAGGGGAGUUCGGCUACCGCAGUCUUGUGCCAAUGGACAAGGCUACAGAGGUCCUCGGCGAGAACUUUGCAAAGAACGGCAAUGUCAAUAUUUCUGAUGGAGCCCUCACAACCACUUAUCCUGUCGAAAAGGGAACCAUGCUUAACGUUGUGGCAGCGCGUGACCAGCCAACCUGGGACGAUCCAAGCUGGGUUAUUCCAGCAAACAAGGAGAUGGUCGAGCGAGAAUUCAAAGAGUCUGGGCCACAGAUACAGAAAGUUGUGUCUCUGUUGGAGAAUCCGCAGAAAUGGUCGCUCUGGCAUCAUCCAGACGCCACUACCUUCUACCGUGGUCGAUUCUGUAUUAUUGGUGAUGCUGCACACGCGGCCACACCUCACCAAGGCGCAGGCGCCGGGCAAGCGUUUGAAGAUGCUUUAGUCCUGGCUCGGCUUCUGGCGGAUGAUAACAUCAAAACUGCCGAUGAUAUUGAGACGGCGUUUGCUGCGUUCGACGCCAUCCGUCGACCACGAACUCUGAAGAUCGUCGACACGAGCAGAGAAAAUGGUGAAAUUUGCAUGAAGAAGGGUGAGGAGACGGGAGGCGACCUCGAAAAGAUCAAGAACAACCUAGAACACAGAUUUAACUGGAUCUGGUACGACAACCUUGAGGGUCAGGUCGAUCAAGCCAAGGAGAAGUUGAAGGAUCUGAAAGGUCCAGAAUUUGAGGAAGACAGAAGAUCUCCCUCACAGCGCGAGGCUCUCGAUGAGUCGACUCUGGAAGCCUCGUACCGACCCGCAAUCCUUAGGAACGAGAGCUUUUCGCAGCUGGGCUCUCCAGCGAACCCAGUUGUGAAAGUGUGA
Fonsecaea erecta is the source of this 1407-nucleotide messenger RNA. RefSeq lists its product as hypothetical. The transcript is spliced from 2 exons. The coding region runs from base 1 to 1407 and encodes 468 amino acids. Gene Ontology annotation, molecular function: FAD binding. Lineage: Eukaryota; Fungi; Ascomycota; Eurotiomycetes; Chaetothyriales; Herpotrichiellaceae. Gene Ontology annotation, biological process: secondary metabolite biosynthetic process. The record is from RefSeq and is a predicted model, not a curated record.